AUGAAGUUUUCCAAUUCGAUCGUUUUAGCUUUUGCUGCUUGGGCUUAUGCUGCUCCUGCACCAUCUGUACCUGACUAUUCAGGCUACUCCAACCACGCUGUUGUCCCGGGUGCUCUUGACAAGAGAGAUGCUUCAGCCGAUGACUGUCAAGAUCCAGUUUUCCACGGCCAUCACAAACACAAGAGAGCCGUUGUUUACGAAUACGCUUAUGUUACCGUUACUGUUGAUGCCAAGGGUAACCCAGUCACCACUACUGCUGUCACCACCACUCAAUCCACGGGUAAUGCUCAAGAAACUGGUGCUACUUCUCUGGACAUUUCAUCCACCACCACCAUUGUUCAAAAUGACUCGUUGACUUCAAACCAACCAUCUACAUUGUCUUUGCCUAGUGGAACUAUUACCCCAUCAACCUCAUCUUCAGCACCUCAAGCUUCUUCCACUGGUGGCAGCGGUGGUGGCUCUUCUUCAGGUGGCAUCAAUGGAGAUUUAUCUGCUUUCCAAAACCCAACCCAAGAAUUCCCCGAUGGUGUUUACUCUUGUGAUCACUUCCCUUCUGGACAAGGUGUUGUUGCUUUAGACAACUUGGGAUUCGGUGGCUGGUCCGGUAUUUACAACAGUGACACUUCAACCGGUGGAUCAUGUAAAGAAGGGUCUUAUUGUUCAUAUGCUUGUCAAAGUGGUAUGUCCAAGACCCAAUGGCCAGACAACCAACCAGCAAACGGUGUCUCCGUUGGUGGAUUAUUGUGCAAAAAUGGUAAAUUGUACAAGACCAACUCAAGAUCAAAUUACUUGUGUGAAUGGGGUGCCGACAAAGCCAGUGUUGUUAGCAAGAUUGACAAGUCUGUUGCCAUUUGCAGAACUGAUUACCCCGGUACUGAAAAUAUGGUUAUCCCCACCGUUGUUGAUGCCGGCUCUACUUCUGUCAUUACUGUUGUUGACCAAGACUCAUACUACAAAUGGAGAGGUGGUGCCACUUCGGCUCAAUUCUACGUCAACAAUGCCGGUGUUUCCUACCAAGAUGGUUGUGUUUGGGGCACUUCAGGUUCCGGCAUUGGUAAUUGGGCACCAUUAAACUUUGGAACUGGGUAUGCUGGCGGAGUCGCAUACUUGUCUUUGAUUCCAAACCCAAACAACUACGAUUCGUUGAACUUCAAUGUCAAGAUUGUUGCCGCUGAUGGAAACUCAAAUGUUAGUGGACAAUGUGUUUAUGAAAAUGGGAAAUACAAUGGUAAUGGAAAAGAUGGAUGCACAGUUGGUGUUACCAAAGGUAAGGCCAACUAUGUCUUGUACAAUUGA
Messenger RNA from Lodderomyces theae, 1296 nucleotides. RefSeq names its product putative glucosidase (gene SUN41). Bases 1 to 1296 code for a protein of 431 amino acids. Gene Ontology annotation, cellular component: fungal-type cell wall; cell surface. The transcript has a single exon. Lineage: Eukaryota; Fungi; Ascomycota; Pichiomycetes; Serinales; Debaryomycetaceae. Gene Ontology annotation, biological process: fungal-type cell wall organization. The record is from RefSeq and is a predicted model, not a curated record.